AUGACAACCCGCUAUAUGUCUGCCAACAUAAACCUGCCUUUUGUGUACAAACAGGGCAUUACAGAAUGGUACAACUGGUCUAUAUUUGUUCCAUAUCAUUUGCCGAUUAUCUUCAUUUCUCAAUAUUCUCCCCACUCCCCUUCAGCUGCUGAAUGCCACAUGUGCAUCUCGUCUGACAGAGAAGAAAUCAUGUCAAGAACCAGCCAGCAUAGCUCUUUCACUGGAUAUAGACUAUCGCCAUGCUGUCUUCCCUCCCACAAGGCUUUGGCAUGCUCCUCCAUCCUUUUUUAUAUGUCAUUUGCUUUCUACAUCUUGUUUCUGCCCAACACAUCAUUAAUCUUUCAAUCUCCCUGCUUUUUAUUACAUUUCGAUCUCUUCUGUUCUCCAUAG
Messenger RNA from Pipistrellus nathusii (Nathusius's pipistrelle), 390 nucleotides. The record is from the annotation of a GenBank genome assembly. Lineage: Eukaryota; Metazoa; Chordata; Mammalia; Chiroptera; Vespertilionidae.